AUGGAUCAGUUUCGGACAGGCAACCGGAAAGAGUUUUUGAAUGCUGCUGAAGAUUACGCUGAUGUUCUUCGUAAAACGAAACAUUUAUUACCUCAUAUAGCACGUUUAUGUCUAAUAUCUACCUUUAUUGAAGAUGGUAUUCGUAUGUGGAUUCAAUGGGAUGAUCAGCGUCAGUUUAUGCAGGAAUCAUGGUCUUGUGGAUGGUUCCUUUCUACUCUUUUUGUUGUCUUUAAUUUCUUUGGGCAGAUUAUUCCAUGUGUUAUGGUUAUGGCACGAAAAAAGGUUCUUUGCGGGAUUUUAGCCGGUGUUGUCGUUUUACAGACAUUUGCCUAUCAUAUCAUUUGGGACUUAAAGUUUCUUGCAAGGAACGUUGCAGUAGGUGGGGGUCUUCUUAUGCUUUUCGCAGAGACUCAGGAGGAAAAUAAAAGUCUCUUUGCUGGUGUGCCACAAGUCGGCGACCAGAAUCGUGGAAAAUCAGUCAUGCUACUUACAGGGCGUAUUUUCCUUGUUCUCAUGUUCCUCUCCUUGAUACAUUUUGAGUGGAAUGUGCUUCAAGUUAUUGCCAUGGUGGUCGGUGGUUUUCUGCUGACCUGUGUAACAGUUGGAUACAAAACAAAGCUUUCCGCGUUUGCAUUGGUGCUGUGGCUUUUCAUUCUUAACUUCUACUUCAAUGCGUGGUGGACAGUUCCUUCUGAUCGCUUUUAUCGUGACUUCAUGAAAUAUGAUUUCUUCCAAACAAUGUCUGUUAUUGGAGGUCUCCUUUUGCUUGUUGCAUAUGGCCCGGGUGGAGUGUCUGUCGACGAUUAUAAGAAGCGUUGGUAA
This is a messenger RNA of Enterobius vermicularis (human pinworm), 822 nucleotides long. NCBI's taxonomy places the organism in Eukaryota, Metazoa, Nematoda, Chromadorea, Rhabditida, Oxyuridae. The record is from the annotation of a GenBank genome assembly.